This is a messenger RNA of Trichoderma gamsii, 2496 nucleotides long. RefSeq lists its product as hypothetical. Gene Ontology annotation, cellular component: plasma membrane; cytoplasm; TORC2 complex. The coding region runs from base 1 to 2496 and encodes 831 amino acids. Gene Ontology annotation, molecular function: phosphatidylinositol-4,5-bisphosphate binding. Lineage: Eukaryota; Fungi; Ascomycota; Sordariomycetes; Hypocreales; Hypocreaceae. The transcript has 3 exons. Gene Ontology annotation, biological process: TORC2 signaling. The record is from RefSeq and is a predicted model, not a curated record.
AUGUCUCUCAUCCAGCUGGAAGAGCUCGUCACGUACCAGCUUCGCACUGGCUAUCUCAAUGAAAUCGCCGACGGCGUGGGCGAGCGACUCAUCACCGUCAACGACAGCAGCAUCAACACCGCGCCCUUCAAGUCAGCUGGCUGGCGGCCAAACUCGUCACAUAUCAAGCGGACGCAUUCUCCGCCGAUACCAACGGCAAUUGCUUCAGAAUAUUUCCAGGCGCCUCGGCAGGCAGGCUUGACGCUGGAAGAUGGCUACGAAGACGGCGGUCUGCUUACUGGCGGAGGGGCCGACACCAUGGGUCCGGGAGCAGCAACCAAGAGGCGCAGGCGCCGAGAGCAGAUGGAAGAAGAAGACAGCAGUGACUUUAGCGACGAGAGCGAUGAUGAAUCCGAACAUCGGGCGGCACAGCAAAUCAAGUUCGCCAAGAUGCCCGUGAGACACCGCGCCGGAUCCUCACCCGGCCAAGCCUCUCAUAUCCCGCCGAUGAAUACUUCUCCUCGAGCCCCCAGACGAGGCUCCCAGUCUUCGCUCAACAUCCUGCCGGGACGACCGCGACGAGACACCGUGACUAGCAGCGAGGUAUCCUCUGAGAAUGAGUUCGACGUGCCCGUUGCGUACAGACAUAGGGAGGCUGCACGAGCGGCGACGAGGGCAAUGAGAAUGCAAGACAAGAUCAACGAAGAGCCCUCUCCAGGCGUGCAGAUUGCGGACCCUCUACACGAUGAAGAUGAAGACGAUUCCGACGAGGCAUCGGAUAUAUCAGGAGAGUAUGUUGCAAGCAUUGACGAAGCCUCGAUUCUCGACGUUGUGGAGAACAACCCGAUGAAACCCCCCAUGAAUGCGUCUCCUACCCGACAAGUAGUAGGCACACCUCCCAGAGAAUUCACCCGACGACAAUCUACUAUUCGAAUAUCUCAUAUGCCGACGUCGUCUGUUUUCGAUGCGCUACCGCCUCCGCGCCCGAUGAGCACUAUCCGGCCUCUCAGCGUGGUUCAGCCCCAAAGUCUACUCUCCGCGGCCCUAAAGGCUAAGCGACACAAAUCUAGCGUACCCUUUCAAAAGUUUGCACAUUUCAACGGAGAGGGAACGCAGGGAGCUAUUUCUAUCCGUAUUUACGCGGCAUUUUCCGAUACUCCUAGCAAGUACUUGGAAGUAGUUAUUCGACCCAGAGUACAGAGUGGCCAGGGAGCAGAGAGGGCUGUCACAAUAGCUGAUCUGAUCGGCCUGGGGUUGUAUAGAUACAAUGAGGAAAAGAGGGAGCCGCCGAUAGCUCCCAAGAAGCGCAACAUCAACUGGUACACGCUCAGAAUGGUGGAAGAAGGAGGCGAGGUGGACGAUGAUUUCCCACCGUUUGACCGGACAAAACCUCUCACAUCGGCCACCACCGUCAACAAUGCACAUAUGCGAGGCGGCGGACGGGGGCGAUCCAACUCUAAAGUCUACGACGAGUUUGCCAUCGUUGCCGCUACGGAAUCUGAGUAUGAGGCAAACCAAAGAUUAACUCCCCAGGAAGACGAGGAGGAAGAAGCGCAGCCGUCUCAGGAUAGCAUCCCAGAGGAGGCAGUAUCGCCCAAGUCUGAAGUGCCCAAAAUCGAAAACGCCCCUGGAGUUGGCAAUCCCAACUUUGGCGUCUUCUCACCUCCGCAGUCGAGUCAUCCGCGACCAAAUCCUAUUUUGAAUACAGCGUACCGGCCAAACGUGCUCCUGGCAGAUGCUCCCCAGACACGGACAACGGUGUCCAACGCAAUGCGAGGCCAGCAGAAGCUGCUACGGGUCUUUAUCAUGUCGUCUGAUACGGCAGCCGGUCAAAUGGUCACGCUUGACAUCACCACCGACACGUACCUGGCGGAAGUACUAGACCAAGUAUGCCGCAAGAGAAAUCUUGACAAGGCGAACCACGUACUGAAGCUGCCUGGAUCUGGAGCGCUGGUCAUGUUGGACCGGCCAGUAUCGUCGAUAGGAAAUGUCACGGAUCUGGAACUAUACCGACGUCGGUUUGCAACAGACGGCCCGCUAGCAACAACAGGCUCUCUAGGAACCUCGUCACCGAAGAUGGUGGCCAUGCUGGAAGGACCCCAGCCGCCACGAAAGGGCCACAAGAAGGCCGUCGGCUCGCACCCGCUGGCACGCGAGGUCAUCCAGCCUGACGAGCUCCCCAGCGCCAACUACAAGCGGUACACGGUGUGGCGCAAGCAGCCAAUGCGGAUUGUGGGCAUGAGCGAGCGAGUCUUGGUGAUUGACGGCGAGUACAUCCACAUUGUGCCGGCUUCCGGAGGCAAGGCCAUGCAGGAGGGUGGAGGCAAGACGACGACGGUGCACUUCAGCAACGUGAUCGGGUGCAAAGUGCCUCGAAAGCACCCCACCAACGUCAAGCUUGUCGUUUACAAAGCCACCGAGAGCAAACGCUACGACUUUGAGGCUCGGGGAGCUGACGAAGCUGCUGAGAUAGUGGCAGAGCUGAAGAAGGGCAUUUCGCCUUAUAGAGAGGUUUGA